Messenger RNA from Acanthosepion pharaonis, 684 nucleotides. NCBI's taxonomy places the organism in Eukaryota, Metazoa, Mollusca, Cephalopoda, Sepiida, Sepiidae. The record is from the annotation of a GenBank genome assembly.
AUGAUUUUUCCUCUUUUUUUUUCUCGACAUCACUGGAAUUUUCUUCGUCUCUUUCUUUCUCCAAUUUUUCUUCUUCCCACCCCCACUACUAUAUCUGCUUCUUUUUGUCCCUUCUUUUUUCAAGAAUUUGGAUGGAAAGCGAAGAGACAGCUGCGACGGGAUGUCUCUGUGACCCCCCAAAAUGUUUGUCUGUUUUUAACUUUUACAUCCGUUCCUCUCGCCCCAACCUGUUACUUCCACCCGUCCGCUUCCUUCUUUCUACCUCUCUCUCUCACCCCCAAUGAUUCUUAUUUCACUCAGGCCUCAACCAAACUUUCUCCGCUUUCACACAACAUUUUUACUCAAGGCGAAGAGUUCUCUUUCUUUAGCUCUUUCUCUAUCUUUCUCUCAUUUUCUCUCUCUUUCUCAUUUUUUUUUCGAUUGGCGUCAAAGUAUUUUCAUUCAGCUGCAUCUCUCUCUCUCUCUCUUUCCUCCCUCUCUCUCUUUCCUCCCUCUCUCUCUUUCCUCCCCCUCUCUCUUUCCUCCCCCUCUCUCUCUUUCCUUCCCCCCCUCUCUCUCCUUCCCCCCUCUCUCUCCUUCCCCCUCUCUCUCUCCUUCCCCUCUCUCUCUCCUUCCCCCUCUCUCUCUCCUUCCCCCUCUCUCUCUCUCCUUCCCAUCUCUCCUUCUUUACUGCAAAAAGCAUAA